AAACCGUCACAAAUACUUCCAAAAAGCGUCGCCUGCGAGGGAAAAUCACACCGUCUACGGGCGUUGGCAAGCUUGCGGGGCCGCCGGUUUUUGAGCUCAUUCCAGCGCAGCUCUAUACACCUUGGUCGAUUUGGCCGUAAUGUCAAAAAGUGUUUGCUUGUAAACAAACAAAGAUUUGCAAAUUGGUGCAAUAUCCAAACAAUCCUCAAUCGCAAUUAGCUCCGCGCGAGCCGUUCUUUGAGCAGAAACGUACAUUUGCUCGCCCAGAUGGAGCAAUGUUGCCGAUUAUGCAUGGAUGCCAAUCCGAUGCUAACCAGCAUUGCCAACUAUCGGUUUCUGUCGGUGGAAAAGGCGUGUGCCGUCGCGCUGGCCGAUCUCAUUGAACAGUAUCUAGAGAUCAGUAUGAAUCAUUCCGCAACUGAGCCUUUGAUUUGUGGCGAAUGCUUGAAGCGGCUCGAAGAAUGGCAUUCGUUUCGCGAAAGCUGCCACCAGCACGAUCGUUACUUUCAGCAGCCGAACAUCAAAUUCGAAGAAGUGAUUACCAUCGAGCCGCGAUACGUGCUGGAACCGAUCGACUCAUUGGAGAGGCAGAAGCAAAACGAUAAAGCACAGCAGGAAGAUUGCAUCGGUGAAGAAGAGGAAAAGUUGGAGCUGGAUGAGGAGGAGGUUGGCAUACAGAUGGCUUCAGAAUCGGAAACCUCUGACAUUGUGCCAAAAGAGCAAUCGAAACAGGACGUCCUGAAGAGUAAUGCAGACACCCGUCCUACCAUACGGAAGCAAGUUCACAAACCACUCGCCACAAAGGGAAAGCGUGGACGCCCUAAAUCGUACCGGGAACGUGUGGAGUCGCCAAAAGCGGACCAAAAGAAAGAGAGCGUGGAGCAGCCAAAGCACGACCCACCCCAGCAUGCAGCCCGAAAGCAGCGACCCAUGCCAAAAAUCUGCACCAUAUGCGGGGUGGCGCGAACCGACAUGGCCGCCCAUAUGCGCUGGCACAACAACGAGCGCCCGUAUCAGUGUCCGCACUGUCCGAAGAUAUUCCUGAACAGCUCCAAUCUGAAGAAUCACAUCAAUCUGCACACGCGCGAAAAGCUGUACAAGUGUGAUCUCUGUGAUAAGGAGUUUGCCAGCACGACCGGGCGCAGCAAGCAUCGGGAAAUACACGCGACGGAGCGGGUGCACCUGUGCACCGUCUGUGGCAAGCGGUUCAAGUACCGCGCAUCGCUGGCACGCCACAAGCUGAUCCAUUUCGAGGAACCGAAGCAGAAGUGCUCCGUCUGCGAUAUGAUGUUUCUAACGAAAACCCGUCUGACGAAACACUUUAUGGUGCACAUGAACGUAAAACCGUUCAGCUGUGAGGUUUGCGGGAAAGCGUUCAACCGGAAGGACAAUCUCAAAACGCACAUGAAAACGCAUGCGGCACAGCGGAAGCGGGAGAAAAAGCAAGAGCCAGCAGGAAUUGUCGUGCCGCAACAACAGCAGACGUCCGAAGAGAUUAUUAUAUGAAACCAGUUCAAGCAGAACAGAUGCAUAUUGCUCGAUUUAAAAAGAGGAAUAAACGAUAGGCUUUGAA
This is a messenger RNA of Anopheles gambiae (African malaria mosquito), 1573 nucleotides long. Its product is annotated as zinc finger protein 771. The coding region runs from base 268 to 1506 and encodes 412 amino acids. The transcript has 3 exons. Gene Ontology annotation, cellular component: nucleus. NCBI's taxonomy places the organism in Eukaryota, Metazoa, Arthropoda, Insecta, Diptera, Culicidae. The record is from RefSeq and is a predicted model, not a curated record. Gene Ontology annotation, molecular function: zinc ion binding.